This is a messenger RNA of Coffea arabica (coffee), 1410 nucleotides long. The record is from RefSeq and is a predicted model, not a curated record. Lineage: Eukaryota; Viridiplantae; Streptophyta; Magnoliopsida; Gentianales; Rubiaceae.
AUGGGUCAAAAGAUAAGGGAUUUGAACAAGAAGUUGAACAUUAUUAAUGAAGAAGCGAAUAGCUUUGGACUCAAGUCCCAAUUGGGGGGUAGUGGUACAAAAGCUACUCUGCUUCCCGACAUUAGUAGAACUGUGAUGGUCAAUCGUGAGACUGACUCCGUUGUUUUUCCUAAUAUUGUGGGUAGAGAGCAUGAUAAGUUCAAAAUAGUACAGAAGAUUUCGAGUGAGACCAGCAAUGUUAUUUAUGUUUUGCCCAUAACUGGAAUGGGUGAUUUUGAGGUCACUAGGAUAUUCAGACUAAUCUUGGAAUCGUUGACAAGACGCAAAGUUGAUGUAGCUAGUAGAGACGUUAUUGUCCAAGAGAUUCGAAAAGAAAUCGAGGGCAAACGAUAUCUUCUUGUAUUGGAUGAUCUUUGGAAUGAAAUUCCUUUACUCUGGACGGAUUUUUAUCGUUCUUUGACUGGAAUAAGCACGACCAGAGGAAACUGGUGUCUUGUGACUACUCGUCAGCUACAAGUGGCAACCGUUGUGGCUACAUAUCCUCCCUAUUCAUUAGGGAAGCUAUCUGAUGAUGAUUGCUGGACUAUAAUAAAAGACAAAAUGAUAGGAAGUGGGGAAGUACCAGAAGAAUUGCAAGUACAAGAAAAGGAAAUCACAAAAUGGUGCCAAGGUCUACCACUUGCUGCAAUUGUUAUUGGAGGUAUGUUGCGUAUGACAAGGAAGGAGGAGUGGCUCUCAAUUGUGAAGAAUGGGCUUUUGAAGUCUACUGGAGAUGACUAUAGUGUCAUGCAAAUACUCAAGCUGAGCUUUGAUCAUUUGCCAUCUCUAUCCAUUAAAAAAUGCUUUGCAUACUGCUCGAUGUUUUGCAAGGAUUUCAAGAUAGAAAGGAGGAAGUUAAUCCAACUUUGGAUGGCAGAGGGAUUUCUUCAAUCAAAUCUUGAAAAUGAAGUAAUGGAGGAAAUAGGUGAUAAGUAUUUCAGAGUUUUGGUGGACAGUUCCUUGUUGCAUGAAGAAAUUAGCAGUGAUAAGCGGACAUUUGGUCGAAUGCAUGAUCUCACUCUGAAGUUCAAUUGCAUUUCUCCAAUGGACCUUCCAGAGCAGAUGAGCAAGUUGAUUAGCUUGAGACAUCUAUGCUAUUACAAUAAUGAUAGAAAAGUGCAGAUGCCGCUAGGGAUGGGGAGAUUAACUUGUCUUCAAACGCUGGACUUCUUCAAUGUUGGUGAAGAGAAAGGACGCCAAAUUGAAGAGCUUGGAUGCUUAAGAGACCUGAAAGGUUUCCUGAGGAUCCGCAAUCUUGAACUAGUAGAAGGCAAAGAAGCAGCUGAAAGGGCAAAAUUGUUCGAAAAGCAGAAUUGUCUUCGCUAUCACUUGAAUGGGGUGGUAGAUGGGAAGUUGACGGUGCUGAUAUAA